ACGAACAUGUCCAGUAACCGCCCAAAGAGAAGGCCAGCGCCCAGCGCAAAGGCCCUGGAUCUGGCGCGCGACGAGGUUACCAGGAGGGAGGUGGCACGGGCAGCCUGUCGGGUGGGCUUUGCGGCUCUAGACUAGGCCAGCAGCACGCCCGAGACCUCGAGGCAGGGGGAGGAGAGGAGCAAGCGGCCGGGCGAGGCGACGACGAUGUCCAAGUCGUGGCAGCACCAGCAGCAAAGCAGGCUAGGGUUAGGAAGAAGAGCACGAAGUGGCCUCCUACUUACGACUUGGCGCUGGCAAGGGCGGGUCUGCAGCACGAAGUGUGGAAAGUGAAUGGGAGCGGGCGUUCGGUCGGCGAAAGGUGGGACGCCUGCUGGAAGACUCUCAACCGGGAGCCCUUGGUCAGGAUGUUCAAGGAGAAGUCGUCUUCAAUUUGCAAGCAUCGCUACGACAAGAUCGUUGACGACCAGAGCAAGAGCGAUGGUAAAGCCCUGCGGGACUCCGGAGCCGGCACUGCUGAGAGUGGCUCGGAGGACGACGUAGAGAAGAAUACCAAGGUCCAGCUGGACAAAGUUCUGACCGCGAUAGUGGACGCGAAGGCUGCCGCGAGGCAUGACUCGGAGGAGACCAAGCAGAAGAAAGCCGACCAGGCGGCCUCGCACUCCGCGAUGGGGAUGUGGGCCAUCAACCAGGGCAACGCCCGAUGCGGGCCGGGCGCGAAGGCUACAUCAUUCCAAGAAGCUCUUGCCGCCGACAAAUCGCGUUGGGUUCCCGCUCCGGUGCAGUGGACGGUGGCCGUUCCAGCGGUCGGGUGAGUCCGGCCAGCAGCAUCGGGGGG
This is a messenger RNA of Ectocarpus sp. CCAP 1310/34, 835 nucleotides long. The record is from the annotation of a GenBank genome assembly. Lineage: Eukaryota; Phaeophyceae; Ectocarpales; Ectocarpaceae.